This is a messenger RNA of Melitaea cinxia (Glanville fritillary), 1164 nucleotides long. Its product is annotated as poxin-like. Bases 1 to 1014 code for a protein of 337 amino acids. The transcript has 6 exons. Gene Ontology annotation, molecular function: nuclease activity. The record is from RefSeq and is a predicted model, not a curated record. Lineage: Eukaryota; Metazoa; Arthropoda; Insecta; Lepidoptera; Nymphalidae.
AUGUUAAAUAAUAUAGGACCAAGAUGCGAUCCCUGCGGUACGCCCGUCGGAGUCAAGUAUGGAUUGGAGGUGAAGCCAUUCAAAACAACAUUUGCCGAUCUACCUUCAAGAUAUGAGCUGAACCAUUUAAGAAUAUUGUUGCCAAUUCCUAAUCGCGAGAGCGACCCAGAGUCAACAGACACCGACAGCUCGUCAGCAAACGAGACAAGGUUCGUACAAGUUGAUCUUUUAGGUAGAAAACCGUGCUGGUCUGAGGACAUGUGGUGCUUCAGGUGCCAGCGUAUCACGAUGUCGAAGAAGACAGUAACAAACGACGUGUACAAGGGGCUGGUGGAGAAGAUGCAGAUCCCCGCCGAAUUGCAUGAGCGAGACGGAAAGAAAUUCGCCAGCUGCGGCUCCGUGAUGCCCAUACACUGCGCUACACCGGAAGAGGUACAGCAGCGGUCUCAGACGACGCACCACUACUGCGACGUGUUCACGGAGGAGCUGUUGGCGCCGCUCGACGAGCUCGCGUAUGUGCGCCUGGAUGAGAACUACGUGGAGAAGGUGUUCCUGAACCGCAGCAAGCGCGUGCUGCUGCUGUCCAGCGACGGGCGGCUGGCGCAGUGGCGCGGCGCGCCCACCUUCGAGUCCGCCAACCGCUUCGUGGCGGGCGCGCCGCUGGCCGGCCGCGGCGGCGCGCUCGCGACCGUGCUCACGGCGCGCCGCGGGAACCACUACGCCGUCUCCAGCUUCGAGGGCGUAGGCGGCUUCUUCGAGACUUCCAAGCCCUGGAAGAUAGUGGAUAUCGAGGAGGGUAAGUGCUACUAUGGCGACAAGGGCUUCGACACACGCGAGGAGCUGAAUCAGUACAGAGCGCAACUUCCCCCCGUGGAGGUGAGCCCCAGCGCCCCGCCGCAGCCCGUCCUGCUCCGGGGGAAGCUGCCCAGGAUCGUGCUCAUGGCGGAGAAUGGCAGACAACUGUCGUACAACUAUUUACCUGGUGUUUUGUCAACUGAUAUUGAGUAUUUAUAAAGAUGAAAUAUUUACCAUCCAACUACGAGGACUCAAGUGUGUUGUUUCAGUACAUCAACUAAAUUCUUAUUUUUUAGUUUCCAUCCAAAAGUUGUCUGGAAGUAAUUGGUUUAAGCGAUAAGGCCGCCUUUAGUACUUAGUAUUUUUUUU